Messenger RNA from Trifolium pratense (red clover), 1669 nucleotides. Its product is annotated as growth-regulating factor 7. The record is from RefSeq and is a predicted model, not a curated record. Gene Ontology annotation, cellular component: nucleus. Gene Ontology annotation, biological process: DNA-templated transcription; regulation of DNA-templated transcription; developmental process. Lineage: Eukaryota; Viridiplantae; Streptophyta; Magnoliopsida; Fabales; Fabaceae. Gene Ontology annotation, molecular function: ATP binding.
AGUGAGUUUCACUCUCAAGACAACAAAAAACCCAACAACAACAUUAGUACUACUAGUGUUCUUGGGUCGGACAUGAUGUUGCAGCACCAGAAUCAUCACCACCGUUUAUUUUCCUCUGAUCAUGAUGAUUCUUCUGCUAUUCCUGAUGGUUAUGGUCCCACAAGCUACAUCAUGUCUUUUGGCGGUGAUUCUGAUUCCUCUGCUCUAGAUGCUACCACCAUUGAUAAUAGCGGUGUACCUUUAACUUUGCAGCCUUUCCACAACAUUUCUGCUACCACAGCUCUCAAACCCUCAGUUACAGCAGUUGGAAUGGCGGCUUCAUCAGGAUCCCCUUUUACAUAUUCACAAUGGAAAGAGCUUGAAAGACAAGCUAUGAUUUACAAGUAUUUGGUGGCUUCUCUUCCUGUUCCUACUGAACUUCUCUCAUUGGAUCCUAGUUUCAAUAAGAAGUCAUCAUCAAGAAAUAAAAGUAAUAAUGAUCCAGAAGAAGGUAGAUGCAGAAGAACAGAUGGUAAAAAAUGGAGAUGUUCAAGAGAAGUGGCUCCUAAUAACAAGUAUUGCGAAAGACAUAUGCAUAGAGGUCGUUCUCGUCCCCGUUCAAGAAAGCAUGUGGAACUUCACACCAAUGACAAUAGUCAUAAUCAAAUAAAAAAGACUGUGGCUAUGCCUAAUUCAAUUAUAAGGACAUAUGGUGGAUCUUCAUCACAUUUUCAUGCUUCCACUUGUUUUCAACCUUAUCAACAAACUUUCCUUUGUUUGGAGAAUAAUGGCUUUGUGAUCAAAACUCAAAGUUUUGACUUUUCAAAUAAGCAGCCAAGGGGCUUGGAGUGGAUGCAAAAUGGAGAUCCAAUAUAUCUUGGUGCUUCUAACUCAGGAUGGCACUCUCUGAUGCAUAACAACAGACUUGGAUUAACCAAUGAAAGUUCCUAUCAAAAUAACACUGAAUUUCAGUAUAUGAAUUCAUUUCCACUAUAUACUACUUCUGAACUUUCUCAACAAGAAAAACCCUUUUCUCUCUUCUUUAAUUCCCUUACUGUUCCAAUGCAAAUUCUCCAAUAUGAGAAACCAAGAGAUUUUAGUUUCAUUGAUGCAUGGUCUAAUGCAGAAACAGUGGAAAACAAUGCUAACACCAACCACAAUGUUUCUGCCACAUCAAUUGGUAACUUCUCUCUUUCAUCUCUUGAUUUACCAAUGGGAGGUCCAUUAGGUGAAGUUUUGAGGCAAAGCAGUGUAACUUCCAUCAGUGAUGCAACAAACUCUAAUCCAUGUUCACCUGUUGGAAUAAACCAUGUUGAAUCUAUUGAAACUUCAGCAACAGGAAUGUUUUCAUCUCCUUCUGGUGUUUUGCAUCUUUCUGAUAGUAGUGGUAAUAGUACACCUACUAUUGCUUCAUCAAGGGUCAAUUCUGAAAUUGCCUUACUCAAAUACUUCAAUCAAAUGUCUUAAUGUAAAUUAAUUAGUCAGCACCUUAAGUUUCAUUUAGCAUAGGUUUAUUGUUCUGUUCUGUAAAGUAAUCUUAUUUUGCUUGCAUAUUUACUCAAUUAUGCCUUGUAAUAAAAUUGUGAUAAUUUUAGUAUAUAUAUAAAAUAAUUGCACAUGAAUGAAAGGUAAACGGCAACAAGUUGCGCCGCUAAUCCUUUCUGAAUGGCAAAACCAAUUCUUUUAUAAA